ACUAUGCUUUUACCAUCAUAUAUUCUUCAUCUUGUUUUUGAAAACUAUAAGAGAGAGAGUGUGUGUUUUAGAGAGAGAAUGUUGAAGUCAGGUAUCCAUGCAUAUGGCAAUCUAGGAGGUGAUUCUGAUGACUCACUUAGUUUCCUUAAGUCUCUUCAGGAGCUAAGGGAAUUGAGAGCUCAGAUUCAUGAUGCUGCUGAUUAUUGUGAAAAAUCAUACUUGAAUUCUGAGGACAAGGCAAUUGUGUUGGACAACACAAGAGAGUACUUGUGUCAGGCAGUGGUUACAGUUGUGGAUCACCUUGGAAGUGUUUCUGCAAAUCUUGAUUGCUGCAUUCAGAAGAGUGACCGAGUUACUGAAGCUGAGCGCCGAAUCAACUGUCUAAAACAAAAACUUGAUUCAUGUGAUCAAUACAAUCACAACUUCACCCUGACUAAAAUUCGAUGGAGUACAGAUUUGCCAAGAUUUUACCCACGAUAUAUCUCACCACCGUCUGAUUCAAGUAAAGAAUCGAGCUUGCAAUUGAGGGAACUUAAUCAGCCAACUGUUGGCAGCAUAAUCAGUGAGCAAGAGUUCAAGACUGUUGAAGAUAUGCCACUUUUCAUGUAUACAAGCUCUAACAAGAUAAGUCUAGGUACAAGUCCUAGGUCACCACUUGACAUUACAACCAAAGAAAUUACUGUCAUGCCUGUGCGUGAUGAAUUCUCAGUUGCACCCAAGUUAAUAAGGAAUCCGUCUUUCCAUUUCCAGGAUAAUAGAAAACGUGGUGGGAUCAGAAGACUACUACAAACAAUGCAGUGGAAAGAUAAGAAUGAGAAAGAGAUCUUAUCCUUGUUUAGAAAAAGUAAAAGAGAGCCAUCUAGAUUACUUAAGCUUAAGCUCUAAGCUUAAUCUCGAGUUCUCUACCUAAGAAAUUCUUCGUCAUGGAGUAAUGCAUACAGAAGGAAGAAGCGAUGAACCAUCAGCAAAAUGAUAUAGCUAGACUAAUGUAUUGUGUGAUCUUGUGAUUGUGAAUUGCAUAGAUUGUGGCUUUUGUUAUGUUCCAAAUACUAGAUGUAGUUAUUUUCAUUGCUAAUUCUCCCCCCACUAUUUUAUAGGCCUUCAAGUUACUGGUAUAUGUAAGCUUCUACUUUCAGUAAGAUGUCUUUUGAGAUGUCAAAGAGACAAGUAUUUGUAAUGUCUCUUGUUAUUUGUUCAUCAAUCAAUUAUAUCUUGUUCAUUGAAAAUUAGAGUAUUCAUUUUUAAAA
This is a messenger RNA of Beta vulgaris subsp. vulgaris (sugar beet), 1247 nucleotides long. RefSeq lists its product as uncharacterized. The transcript has 8 exons. NCBI's taxonomy places the organism in Eukaryota, Viridiplantae, Streptophyta, Magnoliopsida, Caryophyllales, Amaranthaceae. Bases 4 to 885 code for a protein of 293 amino acids. The record is from RefSeq and is a predicted model, not a curated record.